AUGGCGCAGUCUUCAAAGCUCCCCUUCGAUAUCCAUCCGGCGCUGAUACCGUGGUCUCGCGAGGACGUUUUGCAGGGCAUAAGUGACACCAGGGAACGGAGAAAGUUGCAGAAUCGGAUCAAUCAAAGAGCUCGACGGACCCGUCGGCGACAAGUUGCGGCCAAAGCUACCCCUGGCGACUCCAUUCAUGCAGAUGUCAUCCAAGCUGAUCUCCCCCUACUCCUAAGGCGUGACCAGACCACGCGGAUACCACAGGUGGAUUUUAGGAAACUCUGGCAUGCGAUAGAAACCCAUGAUCCCCGUUUCUGGGAAAAUGAGCCGUACAUUCGCGCGUUCAAGGAUUUCAUGUACACGAAUUGGCUGGCGCGAGCGCCCAGGCCAGCCCUGCUACAUAGUCUAGUCCAGUUCAACUUUGUUCACGCAUUACUAGCAAAUGCUGCAGUCCUUGGCAUCACAGCCAGCCAGCUUGGAGGUGCGGGCAUUUCCCAUUUCUAUGUGGUAAGACCAUUGCCACCUGGUGUAGACUCUAAAGUCAACGAGCUUCCUUCUGGGCUGCAGCCAACCGAACUACAACGCCAGACGUCGCAUCACCCCUGGUUUGAUCUUCUUCCAUUACCCCAAAUGCGUGACAACUUGCUUCGUCAUGGCGUAGAGGACUUGGACGAGGACAGUCUUUGUUGUACUAUGGGAGGCUUCGAGGAAUGCAGAGAGUCCGGGUUCAUUAUAUGGGGUAGUUCCUGGGAUGUGUCGAGUUGGGAGGUAACGGAAGAUUUCGUUCGGUCCUCAUGGGGGUGGAUAAUUAAUGGGUGUUGGGAACUUCGCCAAUCAACCAACAACUGGCGGGCAAAAAGGGGUGAACCACCUCUCUUCCUCCCAACCGCAGAAGUUAACAGUGAUAGACACGAGAGUUAG
Molecule: messenger RNA, 912 nt
Organism: Xylaria bambusicola
Lineage: Eukaryota; Fungi; Ascomycota; Sordariomycetes; Xylariales; Xylariaceae
Exons: 2
Coding region: 1-912 (303 amino acids)
Source: RefSeq, a predicted model, not a curated record